AGCAGAGCGACACUUCCAGCUGUAAGCAGCGAGAAUCAACCUUCAUCGUACCGUAUCUCAUCCAGGCCCCAGGAUCACAUUUGGAGGCACAUUUUCUGUCAUUUGCGCAGUCAUAGAGUUAUAACUCGGUAUUCUCCUGCGAAAAGUGCUUUACCCUCGGCCUCCACCCGAAUUCGUGGUAUUACACCGCAUCAUUUUUGAUUGUGUGCACCAUUAAGCUCUCAAGUCCCGCUUUUCUUCGAUAACUGGUGUGCUCAAAUUCAAAAAUGGACGGAGACCGUGGACGCAGUGUCGAUGCAGUGAUCUUCGGUGCCACGGGCUUCACCGGGGAGCGCGUGGUGCGUGCAGCCAUUCGCAAGCAGAAACAGGAGCCAGGUUUCACUUUUGCUAUCGCUGGACGAAGCGUGGACAAGCUGCGACAAGUCCUUAAUCGCUGCAAGCAGAUCAGUGGUCUGGGUGAGUUCGAAGUCAAACUGAUUGAAGCCGAUGUGAGCCGUCCUGAAUCGAUUCUGGAGAUGUGCCGACAGGGGAAAGUGGUCAUUAAUUGCGUUGGACCGUACCGGUUUUAUGGCGAACAAGUCGUUAAGGCAUGCGUGGACGCAGGCACUCACUAUGUGGACAUCAGUGGAGAGCCUCAGUUUUUGGAAAGCAUGCAGUUACGCUACGAUCAACAAGCCCGAGAGAAGGGAAUUUACAUCGUGGGUGCUUGUGGAUUUGAUUCGAUUCCGUCGGAAAUGGGCGUUGCUUUUACGAAGAAGCAUUUCGAUGGUGAUCUGAAUUCCAUUGAGACCUUUCUCAGUUUCAAAGCUGGUCCGGAGGGUACGUCUGCUCAUUAUGCCACCUGGGAAUCGGCUGUGCAUGGUAUUUCUGCUGCUGCUGAACUCUCUCCUAUUCGAAAACAGCUGUUUGCCCAGCGUCUGCCUCGUCCUACCCACAAAGUGGAGGAAAAAAAAGUUUUCUAUAACGAAGAUGUGCGCGGUUGGGCGAUCCCAUUUCCCGGCGCGGACCGCUCAAUUGCGCGCCGCACCGAGUAUCUGGAAUUUACAGAACAGAAUCACCGACCGGUCCAGGUGAUUUCCUAUCUGAAAACCGGAUCGAUUAUUAAUACGGCGCAGAUUGUGAUUUUCGGAGCCCUUUUCAUGUUCAUGGCGAAGUUCAAAUUCACUCGCGAUCUCCUGCUUAAAUAUCCCAAAGUGUUUUCCAUGGGCUUUUUCUCACAUGAAGGGCCGACUGAGGAGCAGAUGCGUAACACCAGCUUCCGCAUGGAGAUUGUCGGCCGAGGUUAUUCCCAGAAACUGUCGUCACCGGACGAGGUCCACACCGCCGUUCCGGAUAAAAGGAUUGUAGCAGAAGUUACUGGACCGGACCCUGGUUACAAUGCCACGUCGGCUAUGGUGUUGGAGAGUGCUAUGACAAUCCUGGAGGAAUCUGGUCAACCGAAAUCUCGCAUCCCUCGCUUUGGUGUUCUUCCUCCCGGAUAUGCUUUUGAGAAUACCGGUUUGAUUGGCCGCCUGCAUGAUCAUGGAAUUGGAUUUAAAGUCAUUUCAAAGGAUGCCUAAAUGGAUUUGGACUUAAAUGGAUUGCGUUUCUGUUUAAAUUUCCUAAAAGUUUAUUUUCCGUUUUUGUUUGUGUAAUUAUCAGUCUUUGGGUAAGAUUUUUAAUUUAACUGCCGGUGAUUAUUUCGGUAAUGCGUGCCUCGAGCCGGUCGGUAGAUGCGUUUUAACUGCAUUUGAUACCGCACAUGUUCACUUUGCUGAUGAUAAUGAUGUUUCCUGUUUUCGGUUAUUAUAAUAUACUGUUUUAUGGCGCCGGAAGCUACUUUUAUUGCGAAUUUGAUAAAAUUUUUAUUGGUGAAA
Molecule: messenger RNA, 1856 nt
Organism: Paramacrobiotus metropolitanus
Lineage: Eukaryota; Metazoa; Tardigrada; Eutardigrada; Parachela; Macrobiotidae
Product: saccharopine dehydrogenase-like oxidoreductase
Exons: 13
Coding region: 267-1559 (430 amino acids)
Biological process (GO): glycolipid biosynthetic process
Cellular component (GO): plasma membrane; lipid droplet; mitochondrion
Source: RefSeq, a predicted model, not a curated record